AUGUUCGGACGAAGACAUGCCCUGCUCGUCCUGUUCGCCCUGAUUGCUCUCCUCUCCACUGCACACGCAGCCUCCCCGGCCUCCUUCUGCAAGUGCACCUGCUUCACCAACAGUACCAUUAUCCACCUCGACGAUCCCUCGCCCUACAGCUCCAAAUCCGGCUCCUCCAAGUCCGACUCGUCUAAGAGCUCCGGCUCGAGCAUCUUUUCGCGCGCGAAAGACUCCAAGAAGACCGGCCGGACAUGCAACGACUGCAACAAGAAGUUCUGCUUGGAUUACAAUUUGCCUAUAUGCCACAGCGCUAAGGAGGAGGAUGUGUACUCCGAAUGUUUCCAGAGGGAUUCGGCCAAGGAUCAAGCAGUCGUCGUCAUAUUCAUCACUGCGACUGUCAGCCUGCUGAUCUAUGCUGCUGCGCGGCCCUAUGUUGAUCGCUGGCAGGAGAAAGUGAAGGAAAGGAGGACGUAUAUUCCUGUUUCUUCUCAAGGCGACCAAUGA
Diplodia corticola is the source of this 495-nucleotide messenger RNA. RefSeq names its product cytochrome p450. The record is from RefSeq and is a predicted model, not a curated record. The transcript is spliced from 4 exons. The coding region runs from base 1 to 495 and encodes 164 amino acids. NCBI's taxonomy places the organism in Eukaryota, Fungi, Ascomycota, Dothideomycetes, Botryosphaeriales, Botryosphaeriaceae.